Molecule: messenger RNA, 2163 nt
Organism: Candidula unifasciata
Lineage: Eukaryota; Metazoa; Mollusca; Gastropoda; Stylommatophora; Geomitridae
Source: the annotation of a GenBank genome assembly
AUGUCAUUCAGCGAAUUCGUUCAGAUGGCUAGAGACCUAGGCCUGGAGGCAGAACAUGUAGUCACCUUCGCAGAGGCUAGGAUGAGAGAGCUAUCUGAAAGAGAGGCCGCCAUGAGGGAAGAGAGAGCUGCGGAGAGGGCCCAUAGGAGGGAGAUGGCAGAGGUAGAAGCCAUGACAGUUACAGCUAAUAAAGAGCUGGAAUUAGCUCGGAUCGAAAGAGAUAGGGCUGUAGCUCUGGCAGAGGCCAGCAAGACGGCGGAUGCAAAGGAAGGUAACAAAGAUUAUGGUGAUCAUGAUUUGAGCAACUACAAGCCAAGGUUACCUUACCUUGGUAUCCAGGAUGAUAUUCAUUCUUAUUUGGACCGUUUUGAAGAUGCGAUGCGCAGUGGACGCAUCCCAGAAGCACAAUGGGUGUCUCGACUGCGAGACCUACUGACUGGGAAAGUACUAAUAACAUUUAGUAAUUUCUCAGAAGAGGAGAGAAAGUCGUAUGUUGUUGUACGUCAGAAAUUGUUGGCAUCUAGGUUGUUAACAGAAGCAGGUUAUAGGAAUCAGUUUCAUACACUGAUGCCUACACCAGAUGUCAGUUUCUCUGAGUAUGUUGCUCAAGUAAAAACCAUUUUUUUCAGGUGGGUGAACUUGGCAGAGGUCGGCACAUCUUUUGAUAAAUUGGUUGAUCUUAUUUUGAGAGACAAUGUAUUAUUAUCCUGCAGCAAUGAUUUGUGUACUUUUUUUCAAGAAAGAAAACCUAGGAGUUUGGAGGAUAUGAUCACACUGGGUGAACAAUAUAUCACAGCUCAUCCAGGGAAGGCGAUACAUAAGGAGAAAAUUGACGAUUUUUUCCCAGCAGCGGCAGGCCUUCAGGUCAGACCUUCUCCGGUUACACAGAAUCAUGGGAGCUUUAGGAAUAAGGAUUCGACAACGGUCCAGAGGCCCAAACAGGGGAAGCAACAGUGGAAGGGCCUCACUAAUAAUGAGCAGCCCGGCUGUAAAUUUUGUGGGUCCUGGAGACACAGAUCUGAGGACUGCCAGUAUAGGGAUAGGAGGGAUGAUGACAACCCACCGGGAAAAAGUUUUUUCAGAUCUAGAAAUAUUAAGUGUUUCCUGUGUUCAGGACCACACAAACGUAGUGUAUGCCCUAAAGUAGUAAAGGGUAAAGCAAGUGCGGCACAGGUAGGAGACAACGGUAGAUCUACCCAAAUAUACAAUGACAUAGUGAAAGUAAGACCCCAAGUUAUAUACCCCACCUUAUCAGCAACCUUUCAGAUCGGGGGGUUACCCAUCCAUAAAGGGUAUGUGGGUCAGAAAAGUUGUACUGUGUUAAGGGACAGUGGCGCCAAUGUAAUCGGGGUUGCAAAAUACCUAGUGCCUAAAUCUGGCUAUUUGGGAAGAAGUGUAAAAUGUAGAACCUUUGGGGGGAGAAUUGAGACUUACCCGCUGGCUCGAGCAUUUUUGGAUUGCUGUUUUUUCAAGGGUCAUGCAGAGGUGUGCGUUUUGCGACACCCAGCUGCGGGAAUAAUGUUGGGAACGGUAAAGGGUGUAAAGGAACCAACUGAAGAAGAAAUCAAACAUUGGUACAGUGCUCACGAACGAGUGGCAAACGCAGUGGUCACAAGAGCCCAAAAAAUUCAAAAAAAUGAAUACGCCAAAACCGAUGCAGUUGUGGAGGCUUCUGAUGGAAGUCAGCUGGUUAUUCCAGAAACCAUAACCUCGGAAGAACAUAACAUUACAUCAAAACCAGGGGCCCAGGGUAGUUUCAAGGAAUGCCAGCAAUCGGACCCAACUUUAAAGAAGUAUUUUCUUAAGGCACAAUACUCUGGAUAUAAGAAAAGUAAGGGAGGGAAGUGGUACUUCUUCAUAAAAAAUGGCAUUCUUAUGAGGUAUUUUGAGAGAGCCAACAACUCCUACAAACAGCUUGUUGUACCACUCAUCUAUAGGGUUGAAGUUUUGAAAACUGCACAUGAUACCCCAUUUGCGGGGCAUUUGGGCAUCGGUAAGACGCAGAGAAGAGUCUUAUCUCAGUUUUAUUGGCCAGGGUGUUCUACGGAUAUUCGUAACUAUUGCCGAUCAUGUAAGGACUGUCAGUUGAUGUCUAGGAGAGGUGCAUACAGAGGGCUCCAAUUCAGAGUACAUAUUUGCCCUAUCGCCCAUUCGAGAAAGUAG